ACCAAUAUGGCUGCUGUUGUCAAGAUAGGAGCUACCACCGGCGUCGGAACCGUUCCGACUCACCACCGCGUCACCAUGUCCGCCGCUCUCCCUCCUCUCCCUCACUCCCUCUUCUUCCUCCGCACUCUCCCCUCCCGCCCACGCGCCCUCCGCCUCCGCUCCACUCGCUCCCCUCACUCUCACUCUCUCCGCCUCCGCGCUUCCGCCGACGACUCUCCUCCUUCUUCAGCGCGAGAGGUGGAGAAUGUGGUGAUUGUUGGCUCAGGUCCGGCUGGAUUCACGGCGGCAAUCUACGCGGCGCGUGCGAAUUUGAAGCCGGUGGUGUUUGAGGGGUACCAGUCUGGCCCGGGAGGACAGUUGAUGACUACUACAGAAGUGGAGAACUUCCCGGGAUUCCCUGACGGAAUUACCGGUCCGGAUUUAAUGGACAAGAUGCGGCGGCAGGCUGAGCGGUGGGGAGCUGAGCUGUACCAGGAAGAUGUUGAGUCUAUUGAUGUCACUACCAGGCCCUUUACUGUGCAGAGCAGUGACCGUAAGGUCAAGUGCAACAGUCUGAUUUUUGCCACAGGGGCUACUGCAAAACGUCUUAGGAUACCCCGUGAAGAUGAAUUUUGGAGUAGGGGAAUCAGCGCUUGUGCAAUAUGUGAUGGAGCGUCGCCACUUUUUAAAGGGCAAGUGCUUGCUGUUGUAGGAGGGGGUGAUACAGCCACAGAAGAAGCUGUGUACCUUACCAAAUAUGCUCGACAUGUUCACUUACUUGUACGUAGAGAUCAACUGAGGGCUUCUAAAGCCAUGCAAGAUAGAGUGUACAACAACCCAAAUAUCACCGUGCACUUCAACACAGAGACUGUGGACAUUGUUAGCAAUACAAAGGGCCAGAUGUCAGGCGUAUUAAUUCGGAACCUUGAUACCAAGGAGGAAUCUGUGAUUGAAGCAAAGGGGUUAUUUUAUGGUAUAGGGCAUUCACCAAGUAGCCAGUUGUUGGAAGGUCAGGUUAAGCUUGACAGUUCUGGCUAUGUCAUAGUCGAGGAAGGAACUGCAACAACUUCUGUUGAAGGUGUAUUCGCUGCUGGAGACGUACAGGAUCGUGAGUGGAGGCAAGCUGUAACUGCUGCAGGUUCUGGAUGCAUUGCUGCACUAUCGGUUGAGAGAUAUCUUGUGGGCAAAAGUCUGAUUAUUGAGUUUCACCAGCCCCAAUCUGAAGAGGCUAAGAAGGAACUUACAGAAAGGGAUGUUCAGGAACAUUUUGACAUUACAAUUACAAAGCAUAAGGGCCAGUAUGCCCUGCGAAAAUUGUACCAUGAAAGUCCAAGGCUUAUAUGUGUACUAUAUACAGCACCAACAUGUGGUCCAUGCAGGACUCUGAAACCAAUACUUAGUAAGGUGAUAGAUGAAUUUGACAAAAAUGUACAUUUCGUUGAAAUUGAUAUUGAGGAAGAUCAAGAAAUAGCCGAAGCUGCAGGAAUUAUGGGUACACCAUGUGUUCAGUUUUUCAAAAACAAGGAGAUGAUCAGGACUGUAUCGGGAGUCAAGAUGAAGAGCGAGUAUAGAGAAUUCAUUGAAGCAAAUAAAUGAGAAGAUUCAAGGUACUUGCUUGCUGGAUAAUUGUCAUUUUGUAAUUCAAUUUUGUUCCUCCCAAAAGGGCUAGUUCAAUAAUACCUCCAUUUCCCACAUUGUUUAGGUAAUUGUAUCCUCAUCUGUUGUAAUUGUUGAUCAACAACACUAGAUCAUUGAUAUUAAUGCAGAGUUGCCAGUGCAACGUUACGGACUUAA
Molecule: messenger RNA, 1773 nt
Organism: Argentina anserina (silverweed cinquefoil)
Lineage: Eukaryota; Viridiplantae; Streptophyta; Magnoliopsida; Rosales; Rosaceae
Product: NADPH-dependent thioredoxin reductase 3
Exons: 10
Coding region: 7-1575 (522 amino acids)
Biological process (GO): removal of superoxide radicals; cell redox homeostasis
Cellular component (GO): cytoplasm
Molecular function (GO): thioredoxin-disulfide reductase (NADPH) activity
Source: RefSeq, a predicted model, not a curated record